UGGCUUCCUACCCAUCUUCGCCAUCUGCUUCCUCCAGCGACCACCGCUGAAGAACACUGCUUCCUCCGGAUCUGAUGGAGGCGGUAGAGGACACCUACGUGGAGGCCGCGAUCCUAUGGCUGGCGCAAACCAUCCUGGCGAGCCUCCUUGCUGGCAAGCUGGAGGCGUGGCUUCGCCAAGUUGGGCUCGCCGACGACACCGAGAAGCUCAGGUAUGAGAUCCUGAGGGUCGAGACGGUGGUUGCUGCUGGGAAGGGGAGGGCGACCGGGAACAAGCUGCUGGCCCGAUGUCUCUGCCGUCUCAAGGAGCUGAUGUAUGAUGCUGACGACGUGGUCGACGAGCUCGACUACUACAGGCUCAAACACCAGGUCGAAGGAGAUCCGACUGCUUGUGCUACUGAGCCCGAAAGCACGGACGGACUUCAGCAGCAGCAGGUCGAAAGAGUUACGCUUGCUCGCGCUAUCGAGCCCGAAGGCACGGUUGGAGAUGGAUCGAGGGACAACGCUGGUACAUCGAGUAGGAGCGACCGCAAAAAACGGUCCAAGGCAUGGAAAGACUUUAUUGUUGUUACAGAAGACGCUGACGGAAAGCCAAAGACAGCGCAGUGUAUCCACUGCGACGCAAAGCUUGGAUGCGACCCUCGUAACGGGACAUCAGUUUUGCGCAAUCAUUCCAAGAGUGACAGUUGCAAGAGAAAACGUGCAGCAAGUGAACAACCGUCAAACCCUUCAUUUUCCUCCUGUAGUGCCGGUGAUGGUGCACAAAAUGGGGCCACUGUUUCGAUUCAUGAUUCAGACAGCAGAAAAAGAAAGAGAAUUGAUGAGGCGUCAGCACACAACACGGCAGCUAACAAAAACCCCUGGAACAAGGCCGAAUUCUGCAAUAGAAUCGAACAAACGACCAAUCAGUUAAAAGAGGCUAUCAGUGAGGUUCAGAAGCUAUAUGGAUCAGACUCCGUUGCAAGUACGAAUGUCUGUAAGAACACAGCUGCAGAUCCGCGCCGAAGAACAUCAAGUCUUGUUCAACGCAAAAUGUAUGGGAGACUUGCUGAGAAGGACUCCAUCAUGAAGCUGAUGACAGAAGACAAAUCUGACAGUGUACUUGUUUUGCCUAUUGUAGGCAUUGGAGGAAUCGGGAAGACAGCUCUUGCUCAACACAUAUACAAUGACCCAACUGUGAAAAGCCAGUUUGACCACAGGAUAUGGGUUUGGGUGUCUAACAGUGUAGAUGAAGUGAGACUCGCAAGGGAGAUGUUAGACUUUGUUUCUGAAGAAAAGCAUGAAGGAAUAAGCAGCUUGGCCAAACUUCAGGAGAUCUUGCAGAGUCAUGUCACAUCAAAUAGGUUUCUACUUAUUUUGGAUGAUGUCUGGGGCAACAUGGAUGAGCACACAUGGAGCAAACUGUUGGCUCCAUUGAAGUCUGACAAUGCGAAGGGCAAUGUCAUUAUUGUGACCACUAGACAAAUAUCUAUUGCAAAAAGAAUAGGCACAGUUGAACCGAUUAAGUUAGAUGGUUUACAGGAUUAUAAUUUCUGGUUAUUAUUUAGAGCAUGUGCAUUUGGUGAUGACAAAUACGAAGGACAUCCAAGUCUAAACAUCAUCGGUUGGCAAAUAGCAAAGAAGUUACAGGGUAACCCAUUAGCAGCAGAAACUGCAGGGAUGCUAUUAAGAGAGCAUCUUAUCAUUGACCAUUGGAGUAACAUUCUAAAGAAUGAAAACUGGAAAUCCCUAAAACUCAAUGGAGGCAUCAUGCCUGCUUUGAAGCUUAGCUAUGAUUACCUACCUGACCACUUACAACAUUGCUUCAGGUAUUGUUGUCUGUUCCCCAAGGAUCAUCACUUUGGUGGAGUGGAGUUAGUCCGAAUUUGGAUUUCACAAGGAUUUGUGGAUAGUAGCCAUACCAGUAAAAGUUUAGAGGACACAGGGAAUAACUAUUUGGCUGAUUUGAUGGACUCGAGCUUGUUUGAGCAAGUCAAAUGUAAGCGGCAUUCUCAGGAAUGCUUUGUCAUGCAUGGUCUUAUGCAUGAUUUAGCUUGGAAGGUUUCAAGAGCUGAAUUUGGGACUAUAGAUGGCUGGGACUGUGAAGAAAUCUUACCAACUGUGCGCCAUCUAUCAAUAGUUACUGAUUCUGCUUUUUCUCAUGAAAAAAUGGAAGAAAAUCCGCUGCAGGUUGAAUCUGUGAGAAAGCUGAGGUCCUUGAUAUUAAUUGGCAAUUAUGACCCGUCUUUUUUCAGAUACUUCCAGAAUAUGUUCAAACAAGCAGAAAAUUUACGUUUGCUGCAAAUCUCUGCAACUUCUGUUGAUUUUGUUUCUUUCCUGCACAAUUUGGAAUGUCGUACCCAUCUUCGCUACCUGAAACUUGAGAACAAAUGGAUUGGUGAAGAUUUGUCGAUACCUAUGAGCAAGUUUUACCAUCUUGAAGUAUUAGAUGCUGGACACCCAACUAUAGUUCAUGGUAUGAUUGAUCUUGUCAGCAUGAGGUAUCUUCUUGUGACAAAGGGAGCACGCUCUUCUAUUACUAGUGUUGGUGAAAUGAGCAAUCAUCAAGAUGUGCCGAAUUUCACGGAUCAAAAUUCUAGCUGCUCUGAGAUAACACAACUUCAAUCCAUGAACAAGCUUGUACAACUUGGUGUGUUUCAACUCGAAAAUGUCAGUAGUGCCGAGGCUUAUGGGCCAAAACUGAGAGAUAAACAACACUUGCAAAAGCUUCACUUGUCUUGGAACGAUACUUUGUCACAGGAUGGAUAUGAUAGUCGAAGUUCUGGACAAUUUGUUGACACAGCGAAAGAGGUUCUUGAGGGUCUUGAACCACAUCGCAACCUAAAGCAUCUACAGAUUUCUGGGUACAGCAGUGCUACCUCCCCAGUUUGGCUUGGUACUUCAGUUUACUGUUUGCAGACGCUUCAUCUCGAGGAUUGUGGAGAAUGGCAAAUACUUCCCUCUCUGGGAAGGCUAUCGUUUCUUACAAAAUUGAAGUUAAGGAAAAUGCAGAAAGUAACAGAACUAUCGAUUCCUUCACUGGAGGAGCUGGUGCUGAUUGAAAUGCCACAGUUGGAGAGAUGUUCCUGCAAUUCCGUGAGGGACUUGAACUCUAGUUUAAGGAUACUGAAGAUUAAGAGAUGCAGUGAACUGAAGGUCUUUCCUCUCUUCGAGAGCUGCGAGAAACUCAAAAUCGAGAAGAAGUCAUGGUUGUCCCAUCUUACGAAGCUUACCAUCCGUGAUUGUCCUCGUUUAACGAUAUCAAAUCCUCUACCACCUUCAAGUAGCGGUUGUAAAUUGUCCAUCGCGAGAGUUUCGACACUUCCAACGAUGGAGGGAUCAUCCAAUGGAGAAUUGAUAAUUAAAGACGAUUCCGAUUCCGAUCCAUGUUUUCCAUGUGAUGAGGAUUCCGAUGGGCUGACAAACCUGGACGACAAAAUUGUGUCAUUCCAUAAUCUGAGGGACCUGACUCGCUUGCAAAUAGCAGGGUGUGAAAAUCUAUCGUCUAUUUCACUCGAAGGUUUCAGGCAACUCGUCAGCUUAAAGAGUUUGGAAAUAGUCUGCUGCACAAAACUUUUCUCUUCAGUUGUUCUGCCAGAGCAUACCCAUGAAUACAUGGCAGACGCAAAUUUCAUCGCCCUCCCAUCUCUCAAGCAUCUCAGGAUUGAUUCAUGUGGAAUAACCGGGAAGUGGCUAACUGUGAUACUAAAACAUGUACCACGAUUAGAGGAGUUGCAUUUAAAGAAUCUGAAUGUAUCAGGGCUAUUGAUAGAAGGGAAAGAGAGUGGUUUAUCACAUCUUGAGAAAUUGAGUAUUGUUUGUUGUAGAUCGCUCACCGCGCUUGAGGGCUUGGAUUCCUGCACAACACUGGAGAAAUUGAAUAUUGUUAGUUGUGCAUCUCUCACCGCACUAGAGGGCUUGGAUUCCUGCACAGCACUGAAGGAAUUGAAUAUUGAGGGUUGUCAUUCGCUCACCGCGCUAGAGGGCUUGCAAUCCCGCCUAAAAAAAUUACAAAUAUUGGGCAACCAAAGUUUGAAAUGUCUACAGCUGGAUUUCUGCACAGCACUGGAGGAAUUUAAAAUUGUUGGUUGUAGAUCUCUCACCGCACUAGAGGGCUUGGAUUCCUGCACAGCACUGAAGGAAUUGAAUAUUGAGGGUUGUUAUUCGCUCACCGCGCUAGAGGGCUUGCAAUCCCGCCUAAAAAAACUACAAAUAUGGGACAGCCAAAGUUUGAAAUGUCUACAGCUGGAUUCCUGCACAGUACUGGAGGAAUUUAAAAUUGUUGGUUGUAGAUCUCUCACCGCACUAGAGGGCUUGGAUUCCUGCACAGCACUGAAGGAAUUGAAUAUUGAGGGUUGUCAUUCGCUCACCGCGCUAGAGGGCUUGCAAUCCCGCCUAAAAAAAUUACAAAUAUUGAGCAACCAAAGUUUGAAAUGUCUACAGCUGGAUUCCUGCACAGCACUGGAGGAAUUUAAAAUUGUUGGUUGUAGAUCUCUCACCGCACUAGAGGGCUUGGAUUCCUGCACAGCACUGAAGGAAUUGAAUAUUGAGGGUUGUCAUUCGCUCACCGCGCUAGAGGGCUUGCAAUCUCGCCUAAAAAAACUACAAAUAUGGGGCAGCCAAAGUUUGAAAUGUCUACAGCUGGAUUCCUGCACAGCACUGGAGGAAUUUAAAAUUGUUGGUUGUAGAUCUCUCACCGUACUAGAGGGCUUGGAUUCCUGCACAGCACUGAAGGAAUUGAAUAUUGAGGGUUGUCAUUCGCUCACCGCGCUAGAGGGCUUGCAAUCCCGCCUAAAAAAACUACAAAUAUGGGGCAGCCAAAGUUUGAAAUGUCUACAGCUGGAUUCCUGCACAGCACUGGAGGAAUUUAAAAUUGUUGGUUGUAGAUCUCUCACCGUACUAGAGGGCUUGGAUUCCUGCACAGCACUGAAGGAAUUGAAUAUUAAGGGUUGUCAUUCGCUCACCGCGCUAGAGGGCUUGCAAUCCCGCCUAAAAAAAUUACAAAUAUUAGGCAACCAAAGUUUGAAAUGUCUACAGCUGGAUUCCUGCACAGCACUGGAGGAAUUUAAAAUUGUUGGUUGUAGAUCUCUCACCGCACUAGAGGGCUUGGAUUCCUGCACAGCACUUAAGGAAUUGAAUAUUGAGGGUUGGCAUUCGCUCACCGCGCCAGAGGGCUUGCAAUCCCGCCUAAAAAAACUACAAAUAUGGGACAACCAAAGUUUGAAAUGUCUACAGCUGGAUUCCUGCACAGCACUGGAGGAAUUUAAAAUUGUUGAUUGUAGAUCUCUCACCGCACUAGAGGGCUUGGAUUCCUGCAGAGCACUGAAAGAAUUGAAUAUUGAGGGUUGUCAUUCGCUCACCGCGCUAGAGGGCUUACAAUCCCGCCUAAAAAAAUUACAAAUAUUGGGCAACCAAAGUUUGAAAUGUCUACAGCUGGAUUCCUGCACAGCACUAGAGGAAUUGGAUAUUAAUAGGUGUAAUUCGCUCACCGCGCUAGAUGGCUUGCAAUCCCUCGGCGGUCUCAGGUAUUUGAAAUUAUCCGUCUGCCCUGGUUUACCUCAAUGUUUUGAGCAUCUGUCAAUACAGGGCUAUGAGCUGUACCCUCAACUGGAAAGGCUUCAGAUCGAUGGCCCCUCUUUCCUUACCAAGUCAUUCUGCAAGCACCUCACUUCCCUCCAACGCCUACAAUUCAACGCUUUGCUCAGCCAAGUUACGAAACUAACAGAUGAGCAGGAGAGUGCGCUUCGUCUCCUCACGUCCCUCCAGGAGCUCGAUUUUUGGAGUUGCCGGGGUCUAGCAGAUCUUCCUGUGGGUCUCCACAGCCUUCCCUCCCUCAAGAGGUUGAAGAUCUCCAAUUGUAGGAGUAUCUCAAGACUGCCACAAAUGGGCCUCCCACCUACGCUGGAAGAGUUGGAUGUUAGCUGGUGCAGCGAUGAGCUAUCUGAGCAAUGCAGAAAGCUAGCAACAAGCAAGCUAAAGGUCAAAAUUGGUUACUUAUUACAGGGCGGUACGUGAACUGAUUACUGGGUGGCUUGUUCAGCACACGUUUCUACCUGAGCAGCAGGCGUUCAAGCUUCUGUACAUACCAGUGCUGCAGUGGCGUUGAGAAAAUUUGUGUGCUAUCAUGUUCAACGAGAAGGGACUCCGAGAUAUAUCUGAAGAUACAUUGUGCUUUUCAUAAACAAAAUUUGGUGUAAAUAAGCGUAUUCAAAAUUUUCAUGCUAACCAUGCAAAAUGCUCUGCAACUACAACAAGAGGGCUUGCAAUCCCUCGGCGGUCUCAGGUCUUUGGUGGUAUCCGGCUGCCGUUUUUUACAGCUCCAAAUUGAGAAUUGCUACAAACUCACAGAUCUUCCUGUGAGACUGCUAACGUGCGAUCUCUCAACACUGGUUGAUAAUCACUUUCGUAGUAUGCGAUUGCUUGCCACAAAUGGGCCUCCACCUACGCUGGAAAAGCUGGAUGUUAUCUGUUGCAGCGAUGAGCUAACCGAGCAAUGCAGAAAGCUAGCAACAAGCAAGCUAAAGGUCAGAAUUGAUGACAAGGAAUAUGUUGUGAAUCGUUGAGCACACGUUUCUACUAGCACGUCAGAUUACAUUGUAUUGCUUUCCAAGGCAUUCAAGCUACUGUACAUUCUAUUGCUACAUCGUCUGUCUUCCGGAUCAAUACAAGUAUCAUACAAUUAGCUGUUCAAGAAGGUGUUCACACAACACACAACCCUGUUUCUCCUGGAUCACCUGUUGCAAGGCUUAUGUUUGCCGGACAAGAGGCCAAAGGAGUGGUUCUUUUUACUCAGAAGCAUCAAAAACUGAAUUUCUCGUGCCAGAUUCUGCGCGGAUUUUGUUUCACUUCUGAGCCUCGUCCUCACGUGGUCGUGUUGCUGAUUUACGGUUGCCGUGCUUUGUUAUAAACUUGUUGGGAUUCCCGAAAGCUCAGAGUAUUUGUGUGCUAUCAUGUCCAACGAGAAGGGAAUAUAAGAUAUAUCUGAAGAUACAAUGUGCUUUUAUUUCGAAUCAUGCAAAAAUGUUCUGCAACUACAAUACUGCACUCCAGCUCUCAUCCUCUGAUGUGAUAAACAGUCGAGACCAAUAUGAUGGGAUUGAGCCAACUCAUACCUCGCUGUCAUAAAUCAAGAUGGGCUAGCGAGCAGACAGCUAGUCUGUGCAUAAAUUUGAGUAUGCAGCCUGCGACGCACUGUGUUACUGCCGAUUGAUUUUCAUUAUUCUGUCUGGGCCUUUUGAAGGCAAACAUGUCGCACCUUUGAUUGUCAUUGAAUUCAGGUAAUUUUUCUGCUGAUGUGAAGCAGUUCUGUAAGUGGUAGUUUCAAAAACUCAA
Phragmites australis (common reed) is the source of this 7310-nucleotide messenger RNA. RefSeq lists its product as uncharacterized. The transcript has 8 exons. The record is from RefSeq and is a predicted model, not a curated record. Gene Ontology annotation, biological process: defense response to other organism. Bases 75 to 5993 code for a protein of 1972 amino acids. Lineage: Eukaryota; Viridiplantae; Streptophyta; Magnoliopsida; Poales; Poaceae. Gene Ontology annotation, molecular function: DNA binding; ADP binding.